UGUAUGGUUGUAGCUGUCGUUAUAUUACAUCAAUAAAAUAAUUGUCAAAAAAUAAAAAUAAACCCAAGUGUCUUUUAAAACAUUACACGAGUUUCUUCUAUAUUGAUGAAGUUUUGUUAUAGGUAAAAGAUGGACAUAAGCUUAGAAUAGGGAACAAUAAAUGGAUGAAAACUUGCAAUACAAGGUCAGCUGUACACGAGUCAUCGCGGCUUCCACUGCCGCCGCCAGAGAUUCACAAAACGAACUGCGUUCAUUCGAUGUAUGUUUUUAAACAAUCGUCCGUCCUCAUUAAAAACGGUUUAUUUUAAUAAAAUCCAAGACUUAAAUAAUAAAUUAAAAAAAACUAAACGUUUAUUGAACUUUUUUCAUCGAUAUAUUUUAAAUAUAAGUGUAAUAUAAACAAUUCUUCAACCAAUAAACUUUAGUGCAGAGUGACAAUAUAACGGGCAAAAAUCAGUUGUAGUUUGCGUAAAUACAAUUUUAAAAGGCGUUAUUUAAGCUAUUUUUCAUGGCAAUGGUCACAUGACCGUUAGCAAUGAUCGGAAGAUGGUUUGUUGGGUUUUCAGUGUUUGUUGGGUAUUUGUGUUUAGGAGCUUUUGUUUUUUACCGAAUAGAACGCAGGGAAGAAGAAAGACGACACGCCUUUGAAAAAUUGGAGCAGCUCGAACUAGCAGAACUUCUUGCAAAGCAUUAUAAUCAAAAUAAUGCCUACAUACAGAAGCAAUUUAUACAACAGCUGAACAAAUUUUGCAAUAAGACUGUUUUAGAAGAUAUAACUGAAGAAACACACCAAUACCAAUGGACGUAUUAUAAUGCUUUUUUCUUCGCUUUGACCACAUUAAGUACCAUUGGAUACGGAAAUCUUCAUCCAACAUCAUGUACCGGACGUAUACUUGUUUUAGUGUAUUCUUUAAUAGGAAUACCCCUCAAUGGUAUUGUUUUAAAUCAACUUGGAAGUUUUUUCGAAUCCAGAAUCCUUCGUGCACAUUACAGUUACAAGACGCAAAGGAUGAUGGGCCCUCAGCUAAGUCUGAUAGUCGAUAUAAUAUCUUAUCUGAUACCGGGAAUAAUAGUAUUCAUUUUAGUUCCUUCGGCUGUCAUAUCCCAUUUUGAACAAUGGGAAUUUGACGAAAGUGUUUACUUUGCUUUUGUCACAUUAACUACCAUUGGGUACGGCGAUUUUGUAGCCGGACAGACUGUGAAUACGAAUAUAUGGUACAAUGCAUAUAAGGUAUUCUUAGUAUUUUGGAUAAUGUUUGGACUGGGUUAUUUAUUCAUGAUACUUAGUUUCAUAUCACGAGCAAUGCGCUCUAAAACAUUAGAACAUAUAUUCCUAGAACGAGUCAAACAAACGCAUUCUAAAAUAUGGAAUCAAUUUACUAAAGAUGUUGUCUAUAUUAGACGUGUACUCAACGAAUCAUAUUUAAUGAAGUUUAAACCUGUGUAUAAAAGAGAAGUAAUAAUGAGCCAACCGUUAAGACGGAGUAGAAGUGCCCCAAAUCUUACAGAAUGGCCUGUACUUCGAAAAUUAUCAUUACCAACAGUUGAUAAGACUUCAGAAGAAGAAGACGAAGAAGUAGUUCGAAAAAGAUUUGAAAAACACCGAAUGAAACGUAGGCGAGCUCUUUCUCAAAACAAGAUGCGUUCGUUAAUAAGACGAGUAAGAGCUACAUCUGAAAUCGACCUUGCUCAUAUUGAUAAGGAGGCUACAUUUGGAGCUGAUAUAGCUUCUUAUGAACUUUUGUCGAGAGUAGUUGAUGCUCUCGAAACAGCUGUACCCAACAAACCUGAUGUUCAAGAUCACUACGCGGUUAGUAAUAAUACCAAGAAAAAAGCCAUGUCGUUUUCAGAAGGUAUUCAAGGAUUCUCGUCCCAAGAGAUACUGGCAUCUGAAAAAAAUGAAUGGACAAUUGGUGGUGACAUGAUUAAUAGAGAGACCACAUUUUCUGAAAAACACUCUCGAAGUACAUACUUUGAGUACGAUACAUGGGCUGGAGCGGAUAAUCGAAGUUACAAAAAAUUUAAUAGUUAUCCAAUGAAAAUAAAAUGCCCAAAAUUGCCCAAAGAAACCGGCACUAGUGUUAAUCGGGCUAGUGGUUGUCCACCAAAGCCGCGAGUGCCACGAUUACGCCGCAUGUCAGCAGCAGCAUUCAACUUCUUGUCGCACAACAUUGCUCCCAGAUGGUUAUCAGACAAACUUAGUGACAAAACUGAUAGGCAUAAUGGUCAGAUGUUUGCUGCGGUUGCAGCUAAGAAAAACAGGCGUGAAUGGACUAAUAAUCCAAAACAUCGGUUAUCGUUAAACGAUGACGGAAAUUGUAAUUUUUAUGGUUCAACACUAAAUGGCAAUGUGGACUACAGACCAUUCUCCUCUGACCAUGAUACGUUUUACCCGUCGUCAGAAUCACGAUCCCGACGGCAAUCGAGUCCUGACCCUGUGCUUACACACUGUGCAAAUACUAUUGCGGUAGCUGAUUUCCUAUACACUCUGCAACGAUCACUGAAUAAAUCAUCAUCAUUAUUUCCUGAUCAGAAAAAGGUCAACCAUGAAGAACGCCGAUCUCCGUUGUUUACCCUGUUUCAAGAUAGGAGGCAAUCGUUAUCUGGUGAUUCGUGGCAAUACUCUUCAUUAGCGUCUACGGUAUCAACCAGUACAACUUCAACAGCACCCGCAGCUAUUCCAACAAUAAAGAUCCAGGAUAUGUCGGUUAACAAUGCGGAAGUAGUCAACAUGCAAGAAUUGGCAAAACCUAAAAAGAAGCGUAUUAGAAGGUUUUCUAUUAGGCCUACUGUAACAGAACCGGCGCAACAAAAUGCAGCUGGGAAGAACAAUGAUGUUCGUUUGAACAUUGAAGACUGAUGACUCGUAACCAGCUAUUAAAUUUUUUUUAUAAUUAAUUAUUAUUACCAUUUUUACUAUUAAUUUUACUCGGCAACAUUUCGCUUUAAAAAUUGUUACCAUUUUUUAAAAAAUUUUUUAAUAGUUAACACAACUUUUAGCCAGGCUCUAUGUGAUUGUGUUAAAAGCACAUGCGAGUCAUUGUAUGUGCAAUCGUUAUUUUUUAAUUUAUUAUUUUUAUUAUUAUUGUAAGUCUUCUUUUCUCUUGAAAUACUUUUGUUUACGACAAUAUUUAUGUAUUGCAUAUACAAAUCGACCCGACACUACUAUUGUGUGUUCGAGUUAACUGUACAUAAAUUUAUUUAAAAAGCAUUGUACAAAUAAAAUUCUUAAAUGUUAAUGCGUACAGUAGUAUUUAACUAUCAGUAAACGCAUUUUUCUUAUCAACUACAAUUAUGAUGAAAAUAAAAGGGGUGACGAUAUAA
Molecule: messenger RNA, 3324 nt
Organism: Daktulosphaira vitifoliae (grape phylloxera)
Lineage: Eukaryota; Metazoa; Arthropoda; Insecta; Hemiptera; Phylloxeridae
Gene: Ork1
Product: open rectifier potassium channel protein 1
Exons: 11
Coding region: 536-2860 (774 amino acids)
Biological process (GO): potassium ion transmembrane transport; stabilization of membrane potential
Cellular component (GO): membrane
Molecular function (GO): potassium ion leak channel activity
Source: RefSeq, a predicted model, not a curated record